Procambarus clarkii (red swamp crayfish) is the source of this 6686-nucleotide messenger RNA. Lineage: Eukaryota; Metazoa; Arthropoda; Malacostraca; Decapoda; Cambaridae. The record is from RefSeq and is a predicted model, not a curated record.
AGCUGCAGAUUAUCGUUUGCACCAUCUCUUCUCGCUUGGACCGUAGGACGGGUAACGAGGCAAGGAAGGAGAGUUCGAGUCGGUGCGGCGAUGUUGAUGUAGUGUUUACUUACAUGCCGGUAAAGGCCCUCGCUCGCGAUACGAGAAUUCAGUUUGUUUACGCGGGUUUUUUUUUGGGUUGUGAUAUUUUGAAAGUGGCGGCGUGUGACAGCUGAGUGACGAGAUCCGUAACACCUUGCCACUCGCCGCAAGCUUCACGUUCCAGCAGUGUGUGUGUGGUAGAGUGGACGCUUUGAUGCUCCGUGUCAUCUUCUGCUGACGUCUAUACUCAGUUGGGCUUGCGGGGGUUGAGCUUCGGCUCUUUGGCCCCGCCUCGCAACUGUCACUCAACCGGUGCAGGAUUUGUGGUGCGAUAUUAGGAAGAGUGCGUGUAAUCUGGGAUAAUGACGGAUACCUUCCCGGUGAUAUAGGACCUCUGAAGAUAACAAGGGGGUCCCUACGUGUUGAUAUAGGACCUCUGGAGAUAACAAGGGGGGUCCUUACGUGUUGAUAUAGGACCUCUGAAGAUAACAAGGUGUCCCUACGUGUUGAUAUAGGAUUCCUGAAGAUAAAUGGUGUAUACAUACCAACCUCCUGGAGACGUUGCGAGGUCCGUGAGCGUGGAGAUAGGGUUCCUGGAGGUAAGAAGGAUUCGUCCGUACAUAAGGUGUUGGAAUGUGGGCCUUGGCAACGGAGCUGUUGUUUCAGUCUUGCUGCACCUGCGACAAGGUGCGCCCGCCGCUGUACAGGUCGGCUCUGCAAACUUUGCACAAGUCUAGUUCUAGAGCUCAUGAUUCCCACUACUUCCUGGGCGGCGUCAACCAUGACUGGGUGGGGUACUAUGAGCGUGGUCUGGGCUCUGACCAGUCCUGCAUCAAUGAGUGGAAUGUCAUGGACAGCCUUGAAUCCAAGCGACCCUCUUCGCCAGAUUCUCUUAAUGACAAGGAAGAAACACAGCUUCGUAUUCGCAGUAAAUUGAAAGAAAUCAUGAUGAGUGUUGAUAUAGAUGAAGUCACCUCUAAAUACAUACGUCAAAGGCUUGAAGAGGACUUAGCAAUGAAUCUUUUCAAAUUUAAAUCCUAUAUUGAUCAAGAGAUGCUAGUUAUCUUAGGACAAAUGGAUGCUGCAACAGAGAUCUUCCCUCAUGUUUACCUAGGAUCAGAGUGGAAUGCUUCUAAUCUAGAAGAGUUACAAAAUAAUGGGGUGGGUUACAUCCUCAAUGUAACCAAGGAGAUAGACAACUUUUACCCUGGAACAUUUGACUACCUCAACAUUCGUGUGUAUGAUGAUGAGAAGACGGAGCUCCUCAAGCACUGGAACAGUACCUUCAAAUAUAUUUCAGAAGUCAAAAAUAAAAAAUCCAAGGUUUUAGUGCACUGUAAGAUGGGAAUCAGCCGGUCGGCAUCAGUAGUGAUUGCUUAUGCCAUGAAGGCCUUCAAUAUGAGUCUAGAAGAAGCUCUUGCUCUUGUAAAGAAGAAGAGGACUUGCAUCAAACCAAAUCAAGCAUUUUGCAGCCAACUUAAAACUUAUGAGGGGAUUCUUGAUGCUAGCAGACAGCGACACAAUAUUUUGUGGCGGAGUAAGUCUGAAACAAACCUCAAGUCAGCUUCAGCACAGGCUAACAAACCAAAUGUCAGAUAUCACAAUAACAGUCUAAAUGAUGAUGUUGAUCAUGGUAACAACAUUGAAAAUAGACGAAAAAGUACAGAACGGAUGACAUUUGAAUCUACAUCCAAUUCUCUGAGCAUUUGUGUUCCUACACCUUGUAAUUUGCCUAAUAAUGACCAGAAUAGACGACCAAAAUCAUGGUCGCCUGAUGACCACACUGCUGGCCUGUUAUUUCCACAAAAUAUGGAAGAAGGUGGAAAUGAUUUAGGAGAUUCAUGGCGGCUCUCCCAAUCACUCAAUGUACAGUCAUGGCGAGCCCAUGUAACAUUGCAACAAAGGGAUCUUCGGGAUAUGAGUGUUGAAGGUUCAACAAAAGACCAAAGUGAAGUAUCUUUAUCUGUAGUAGAAGCACUCAAUCCAUUGUUCACCGACAGCCCUACUGGAAGUACCAUUAAUGAAGUUUCUGCACUACAAUUAUCUUCUUCAGUUAAAGAUAGGAUUAAUGAAUUUGAAAAUGUACAAAGUUGUAAUCAAAUUGGUAAAAAAACACAAAAUGUAAAAAAAGGCGAUACAAUACAGAUACAGAAUACAAUCACAUCUAGUGAUGAUUUCAGUAACCAUUCAAGCACUGCUGAGUUAGAUAAAGUCAUUGAAACUUUACUUGCACCAGGUGAAGACUUACAGGGUAGUGAACCAGUUGUUUCCCAGACUAAGCCAGCUGCUCAGAAACUUCAGGCUGUGUUAGUUCCAUCCCAGAUAUGGCAAGAGGAAAAGAGUGAAGUGGAGGAGAGUAUGGAUACAACAGAGAGUCCUGUAGGUGUGCCUAAAGAAUCAAUUACAUGGCCUGCAGGCAUUGUGAAGAGACAAAAACAAGAUUUUGAGGAAAAGGUAAAAAUGAAUGAUACUAAAUCUGGUCCAGAUAAAGAGGGCGACUUGCCACUAUCAAGACAAAGUUCAUCUGGUUCCUUGAGUGGUCAGUUGCAAAAAGUGGAAAUAGUCAGAUCACCAAGUUAUGGACGUCAAGACUCUGUAGGUUCAGACACUGUUAAGAGAGAUGACCCCUUCUCUGUAAAACUUGAUAAGGUGUUUGACAGAGAGGAAAGAAAGCAGCAAAGAUUAAGUGCCAUUAUCCCUUAUGGAGUUGAUAUAAAAGACACUCCAUCACGCAAUAGUUCAUGGGGAUCAUUUGAUAGUGCUGUGGUUCUAGCAGAUAGAGAUACACCUUCUAGACAAAGCUCUUGGGGAUCCUGUGAUACAAGAGGAACAGUAGGUACUAUACCUUCCAGGAAUAGUUCCUUUGGACCAUUUGAUAUAAAGCAACAGCCUCUUAGAGAAAAUUUAGAAAUAUUAGUACCAAAUAGUAGUUUAACAGGAACUUACUUUGAGAAAGAUCCAGGGCCAUUCUCACCAGGAACUAUCAGAAGAAACAAAGGCAGAAGUUCUGAUAUGAAAGAUGGAUUAGUUGGCGAUAAAAUAAUAUCAAAUGAAAUGGAAUAUUUAGAAGACGGUGCAAUUGAAGAUGCCUCUCAUUGCAGGCCUGUAACAAAUUUAAAGGCAUAUGGACCAGCUCCUUAUAAAAGUCCAACUGAAAGGGUUGCUCCUAUGGAAUUGACUGAUGAAGGCAUGGAGGAAAAUUCAGAGAGUUUCUUAGACCACCACCAGAGCACACCUACAUUAAAUAUUUGCAUUCCAGAUAGUACAAAUCCCUUAGCCCUAACCAGAUCACAGCCUAAUAUAUCAUGCACAACUAUAUCUCUGACACAGGGAAUAAUUCCGCUAUCUUCUAAUAUAGAGUUACCUAAAAAUGAUGUCUUAAAUAUUAAUGAAAGAUGUUCUCUAACUGAAGAGAUUCCAGUGCCUGGAACUGUGAAACAACACACAGAACUUCUAGAAAGUAAAAGUCAAGAAGGAACUCCUGCAGAAUUAAGAAAGACCCAAGAGAAGCUUCUUUCGCCAUCCUAUACUCGCUCCCAAAGCUAUUGUGACCUAAAAUUGGAAAAAACAGAAGUCAAUCUACCCAAUAACCUUGGUCGUAGUUUUUCAGAAAAAAGAGCGAAAUUUGAGGGACAGGUUGAAGGUGAAACUGAAGGGGGUAAGGUUAAGAAAAUUACUAAAGCCUUGGAACAGAAGGAAGAUGACAAAAUAAAACAAUUUAGAAUGAAAGGCAUUAGAAAGAGAUCUCACAGUUUAGAACGCCUGAGUACAUCACCUACUUCACCAGGUUGCUCUUCAAGGCAGUUGUUAGAACAAUUAUUAGUUCAAACAGAAGCAGAUGUAAGGGACCUUGAAAAAGUUAAUUCUGAAGAAAUUUGUGUUAAAAGUCUUGUAGUCAAAUUUGAAGAUCCUCAAGAACAGAGGCUGCCUAAAGUUCAAACAAGAAGUGUAAGAGCAAAUUCUGACAGUUCCACACCAGACAAGUUCCUACCACCUGUACCUCAACGUAAAUCCAGUUUAGACUAUAAUUUUAAGCCAACUCUCCGAGCACAGUCCCAACCUCCACAGACUCCAGCGAGACAAAUGACUCCAGGAGGCAGUUUAUCCCCUACAGUGAUGCCACCUCAUAAACCUCCACCAGGAGGAAGAGGCCAAGCAUGUGGAACAGAAGUACGGCAAAAGAAACAGCAAGGCAAGACUCACCCUCUAACUAAAUUAACGAGGACAAAUAGGGAGAAUUAUCAUACUAUGUAAAGUGAUAUUAAUUUUACCACUACUACAUUGAGGAUGCUGAUAUUUAGGCUUCCAUCUUUGAAAACCACCUUGUGAUAUGUAGAUUAAGGAUAACCUUUGCCACUUUCAGAUGAGGUACAGAUGCCCAGCUGCAGGAUGUGCAGAUAUAAUGUUGAAUCUCAUAUAAAGAGAUAACUGUCAGUGGCUAUCAACUUCCAGAUCACUAACUCCUGUGCCUCUAAGUAGAACACAUCUGCUGGUUCAUGGGAGAAGACAUUUCGAUUUAAAUAUACUGUAAAAUCUCCCAUCAGUUUAAAUUAAAUGUUUCACUUACCCAUGAACUGCGGAGUAGCUAUGUGGUUCUUCCUGGUAUCUUGUAUACACAUUGCUAGUCGUGAGAGUAGGACCAUAAUUCAGGAUAAAGUGUGUGCUGUAUGGAUAUGACGUAGGCAGAAAUUCUGAAGCCUCACCUCUUAAUACGACAAUGACUACAUUUAUGUGGCAGUUGCUUAAUAUAAAUAGCUUUGAAUUUUGUUGCACAUUUUAAAUUUGAUUGUCCUUAAAUUUAUGGAAAUAUAAUUGUUAAUCAUGCCAAUAUAUUGAGGCACUACACUAAGAUCUUUUUGGCAUUUGCAUAGCCAUUCUGUGUUGCUUCAGAAUUCAGAUACUGUAGUAAUAAUUACAUCCUACGUUUUUCUUCCAUGUUGUGGAGAUUCAUUUCUGAUGUGCAACUUCUUAGUAGUAAACAACUUGUGAUUUCCACUAAGGUGUGCUAGUCCCCACUGCUAUAUCUAUUUUCUAGUCUAUCUGAACACUUGUAAUCCCUUUCUACUAAAUGUUAAAAAUAUUUGGAGUCUGUCAUUUUCCAUGACAACUCAAGUGUGUGGCAUCUAUUUUCAAAAUUUGUCAUUCAUCACUGUAUUUACCUCGUAUUGCAUUGUGUGAAAAAUAUACCUGUGCUUGUUGGCCACCGGGUAAUAGUAUAUGGUGUUUGAAUAUUUUUUUUUUUUUUUUUUUUUUUUUUUUUAUUGAAUAUGAUUUCAUAGACAGGUCCCUUCAGUAUCUAGUGUCAUAGAUAUGUGAUUGUGAUGUCCCAGCUUAUUCAAGGUGUGUUAAGAAUUUGACAGAUUGACAUUUUAUAGCAAAUGUUGUAAUUUUCUAUUUGUAUAAAAACAUACUGUAGCAAAUUAUAAAGCACAAUGUUCAAUCGUCUCUCUUUCAACUAAUUUGUAGCUGGUGUCAGUAGACAUUCCUCCUUUUUGCUCAAUUAUGAUGACUUGCAUUGAUUGUGUCAUCCUUAUGUCUUAUUGUUAUGUUUGUGAAUGUAUACUAGACCAGUUAAUGUUUUUGUUAUUACAACAACUGAAUUUUACAAUACCUAAAAUUAUGCCUAGACCAAUCACUUAUCACCCAUUAUUUUCUCAUUGUGAGUUCAUGUUAAAUCACAAGGCUAAAUGAAACUGAAGUUGUAAAUACUGUAUGUGAUUGUGUGCUUUGUAUUGUAACGAAUGUAUUGAGUAUGUGAUGAUAUAGUUUGUAUUGUGAAGGAUGUAUGAGACAAGAUGUGACCCAGGCCAGCUGUUCCCAGUGUUGCCAUUGUUACAGCAAGCUGUACACUAAUAUUUGUGUCAUCCAGGGUUAGGUUGAACAGGUUCUUGAUUUUCUAGGACACUAAACAGCUGUUGUGGUAUUUGCACUAGUAAUUUAGCAUUUUAUGUACAGUAUUGAAAGAAAUUUAAAAUUUCAAAAUAAUUUAAAGCAAUGUCAGCCAGGAAAUAAGGGUGUCCAUUUUUUUUUAUGGUUGCUGCACAAGUCUACAAGACAGUAGUUUUCCAAAGGGCAUUCACACCCUUUCAAAAACUAAUUUUUUUUACUUUUUGAAAUGUAUGAAUUUAGUAAAAUUUGAUGAUUUGGUGAGUUUCUCUGACAUUGCAAUAUGUUACUAGUACUGUAUAGUGAAUUUGGUUUGCUGCAAGUCAGUAACUUGGGUUAACCUUACAUUUGAAGACGGCAAUUAUGUAAAUAAUGCACAAUUUUAAUGUGGGUUAGUUCAGAAAAAUGCAGACUUUGCUAUCUAAAUUUUUCAAGACUAUCAGCCAAAAUAGCUGACUUGUGUUGAAAUCAACUGUCCUAGAUAAUCAGCACUCUAGGCUCUCCUGUUCUGAAUGAAGGUGGUUGUGUGUACCCUCUUCACUGUCAUUUACUUGCAGCCUUUAUAGCGACUGUAAAUAUUCUCCAGUUGUAACUUCCUCCUUGUCAUAAUGAUAUUGGUGAUUUACAAUGUAAUUUAUGUAUAACAGUGGUGUGCUAUAUUUUGUAUAUAAUUUGUACAAGAAUCUAAUUUAUGAUAAUAAAAUAAACUUUAAACUGUU